AUGGCAUCAAAAACUUCAACAGAAAGCAGGUCACUGCCAGUAAUUGCAGUUCAACUUGAACUCGACGAACCACAAGAUGUGGAAUUCAUCAACCAACAACUCGAGCCAACCGACCAUGGACCUGCUGCUUGGAAACUGCUCGGAACAGCAUUUGUCUUUGAAGCACUGCUAUGGGGAUUUCCACUCUCAUUCGGAGUCUUCCAAAAUUAUUAUUCGGAGCUCCCCGAAUUCGCGGGUAACCCAUAUAUCUCCGUAGUAGGCACCGUGGCCUCAGGAAUCUCCUACCUCGGAGCGCCCUUCACAGCACCAUUCAUCAAACGCUUCCAAAAGUACCAGCGACAGAUGAUCUGGAUUGGCUCCUACGGUCUCGGCUUCCUAAUAUUCUACUACCCAAUUCUUAACAUGGUAAAUGAAUACUGGGUCACCCGGCGCGGAAUGGCAUACGGACUCCUCUGCAGCGCAUCAGGUGUCUCGGGCGCAGUAAUGCCAUUCAUAGUAGAGAAACUAUUAAACAAAUACGGGUAUCGAACGACGCUACGAAUAGUCGCCAUUGCGAUGUUCAUACUGACCGGCCCAUUAAUCCCAUUUUUGAAAGGUCGCCUGCCAGUCUCACGAUAUACCGCCACGACAGCGGCUCGAUCGGACUGGAGUUUUCUUCGAACACCUUUGUUCUGGGUGUACUCUUGUUCGAAUAUUGUGCAGGGCCUGGGAUAUUUCUUUCCUACAUUGUAUUUACCUUCCUAUGCUCGGUCGAUGGGGAUGAGUAGUACGAUUGGAGCCUUACUUCUUGCCUUGAUGAGUGUGUCACAAGUGGCGGGUCAAUUCACGUUCGGUGUUUUGUCAGAUAGGAAGGUUUCUGUUAAUGUGCUUAUUGCUAUUUCGACUGUGGUCUCUGCUGUGGCUUCGUUUGCGUUGUGGGGACUGGCUCAUUCGCUGGCUCCUUUGAUUGUCUUUGCAUUGAUUUAUGGAUUCUUCGGUGCUGGUGCGAACUUGAUCUCCCGGGUCCUUGUGUUGGAGAAUUAUGGGUUGACGAAGUAUAUGGCUGUGGUCAUUUUUACGGGGAGUUGCAUGUCACUCAGCGUCAAGCAAUAUGAGGAUCUGAUCCGUGGCCUCCUCGACGGCCUCCAAGCAAAGGUCAUGGUGGCCAUGGAUCAAAUCCUCGUGUUGCUUCACUGGGGCUGUGUGAUGACCAAGCUCGGAUACGUAGUGAGUCUCGAUAGCAUGAGAUAUGGCAUUGCACAAGAAGAACAAAACAAUAACGAAAUGAACGCAGAUCAAGAUUUGAAUUACUCAAGUGAGGAUGAUUCAAAGAUCGGAAGCGAGACGUUUUGGAACACAGACGACGAAGCAGAAGAGUCCAAUGCAGUUGAUGGAUUAAAGAUUCUGAAAGGCGACUGA
Penicillium coprophilum is the source of this 1398-nucleotide messenger RNA. RefSeq names its product MFS monocarboxylate. NCBI's taxonomy places the organism in Eukaryota, Fungi, Ascomycota, Eurotiomycetes, Eurotiales, Aspergillaceae. The record is from RefSeq and is a predicted model, not a curated record. Gene Ontology annotation, cellular component: fungal-type vacuole membrane. Gene Ontology annotation, molecular function: transmembrane transporter activity. Gene Ontology annotation, biological process: transmembrane transport. The transcript has 6 exons. The coding region runs from base 1 to 1398 and encodes 465 amino acids.